AUGCUGCGGCACGUCCAGCGCGGCAGCACCGUGGUCGACGUCGGCUGGUGCGGGGCGCGGCCGCGCGGCGCGGCGGCGGCGGGGCGGCUGGGGUCCGAUCACGUCGGGUCAUACGCGGUCUUUUUCGCGGCCAAAGUGGGGCCGCGCGGCACAGUACACUGCUUCGAGCCGCAGCGCAAGCUGGCGCAGAUUGCCGUCGCCAACGCCGUCAUCAAUGGGUUUUCUGACGUCAUUAGGGUCCACAACGCCGCGCUCUCCUACACGCCCGCCAAAGCCCACAUGGCUGUCAGGGUCCCUGGAGGCAAGAUCAACAGCCGGAAGGCCAAGCGGGCCAAGGCGAAGCCGCGGUUCUUCAACUACGGGGGCGUGUCGCUGGGCAAGGCGGGGGAGGCUGUCAAGGUCGUCACCCUGGACUCGUUCAAGCUCAAGGACGUGUCGCUCAUAAAGCUCGCGUAG
Messenger RNA from Monoraphidium neglectum, 456 nucleotides. RefSeq lists its product as hypothetical. The record is from RefSeq and is a predicted model, not a curated record. Bases 1 to 456 code for a protein of 151 amino acids. Lineage: Eukaryota; Viridiplantae; Chlorophyta; Chlorophyceae; Sphaeropleales; Selenastraceae. The transcript has 6 exons.